AUAAUCUGCUUAUGGGUAUGUUUCUUUUUUGUAUCAUUCCAUUCAUGGACAUGUCUGUAUUGCUGCCUGAAAACAUGUCUGUCCAGGCUGGCAGAAGACCCUGCAGAGGAGUGGCUCUGGGAGGAAAUGGGGCCUACUGCUGAGUCUCUGAACCUGUCUGGGAGGACCAUCAUGCUGGUAGCUCAGAAGCUCCAUCUUCAGCCUGAAUGUCACAGCCACCAGGAGGAGCUAGUGACUACAGCUCAGCAGAUCUUGGUGGAUACUACCAAGGUCCUGCUCCUUGAAGACGCGGUGAUGGCGAGGAAGAUGGUGCAGGCGGCGGGGUGGUGCCUGACCUGCCUGGAUGCGCUGGAGUACGGGGAGGACGCGGCCUCGCUGCGCGGCCCCUUCGCGGACCUGGCCUCGGCGCUGCUCCGCCUGGGCGGCCUGACAGCGCGCCGGCUUGGGGAGCACCUGGGCCGCGCUGGCCACCUGCUGCGAGGCUGUGUCCUCGCGCUGCUUGAGGCCGCCCGCGGCCACUUGCAGCGUCCGCGCGACCCGCAGCUGGCCGCUUCCCAGCGCCACACUUUGGCCCAGACCAGGAAGAUCCUCGGCGAGCUCCUGGCGCAGCUGGAGCCCCGAGCAGCGGCCCCAGCGGCCGGUGCGCUCACCUGGCGCCUGCGGCGACUGCGCGAGCUCUUGGCGGCGCCCGCGCCGGAGCGCAUGCGCGGCGGCCCAGAGGACGCGCUGCUGGCCGCAGUGUUGUGGCACUGCAUGCGCCUGGCCGCCUGCUCAGCGCCACCCGAGAGGCUGCGCCUGGUGGCCCCCUGCGGCCAGCUGCUGGAGCUGCUGGGCGCCCGGCGCCUGGGUCGGAUCCAGGGGCCUCCCGGGAACCCGGAGCCAGGGCGGGAGUGCGCGGCGCUGCAGGCCGCGACCGAGGCCCUUGCCCAGGGAGUCCGGGCUGGGCUGCUGCACCAGAUCCUGGACACGUUCACUGACACGCGAAGUGCCCUUCAAAGACUAGUCCAGACCGCCUUGGCUGCUCGUCCAUUCGGAUCCCCGUUCCAUGCUGAGGCCUUGUCGAAGAAACUCCAGCUUUUCCAUGUUGCUUUCCAUGACCAGGCCAAGCAGAUGCUCAGAGUGGCUCACUUGGUUUUGGUUUGCUGCCCCCGACAACAAACCGGCAAAGACAUGGAGGUCGCCAUGGCAGGACUUUGGGGGCUUGUGGUCAGAGCACAACAACUUUUUUCACAAAGCCCCCAAGGGUCUGGUCUGGACUGGAGCCCUGCUGCCUUGCAGGCCCUGCUUCAUGCAUGGACCAAGGCCUCGGAAGGCCUGUUGGCAUGUUUCGAUGACGUUCUCCGUAUUCCUGAGUUCCUGAGUGUGUCCAUUCAGGAAAUGACCAACCACUUGGACUUGUUUACAUGGGCUUUGAGGAGUGGAGAUUCCAAAGAGUUUCCCGGCCUUGUGGCAUAUUUACAGGGUCGAGCCACACACAUAGUGCAGGUGAUGAGCAGGUAUGUGGACCAACAUCGAGAUCCCAUUUUCCGGAAUGGCCUGAGAGUCCUGAUCCAGCAGCUGGAGCAGUCUUCCCUGUUCUUGAGUGCAGCUGCUGAGUGCUGUUCAGGUGCGCACAACGCUCAGAGCACAGAUGCGUUUCUAACCAUGGCAAAACAUCUGAUCUCUUCAGCCCAGAGCAUCCAAGAGGGGCUGGAUGGGACUAACCACCCAGAUAUCCUCAGCCCUCUCCGGAACCAGGUCCAAAGGUUUGACCCCACUAAGAAACGACCUUACUUUUUUCUCCCCAGCCUUCAGGACUCUACAGAUCCUGCACCCAAACACCAGGAGGAACCUCAGUUGGAGAAAAGCAACUCAGGCACUUCCUAUCCACCGAGGGACAAUCUUUCUUGCUCCCUGAUUCCUGACACCCAUCCACAGAGGAGGGAAUCUCUGUUACCAGCCAUCAGCAAACUCAUCCUUGAUGUAGAGAGCCAGGGCCACCAGGCAGUGACCUCAGCUAGCACCAGCUUGCAGGAGCAGGAGGCAGCUGUGGAUGUACCUCAAGAGGCCCUGGCUGGGGAGGGACCAGUGGGGUCAGAGACGAUGCUUGGAUUCCAAGAAACCCCAACACUAGCACCUUCUGUUACUGACCUAGCAAAGGAGCUAGCACACUGCACAACUGCUAGAAGUGAUGGGCUUCUGGAGAGACCCAGGGAAACUGGGCAGGAUUUGGUGGCCAGGGCUGGUGACUGGUACCUUUUGUGUCAACAGCUACUUUGUCGCAACCCAGCAGCUGAUCUUCCAGGGAACAUGGCAGUGUUCAUGGAGCUUCAGCAGAAUUUAGCCUCAAUGGUUCAACUAGCAGCCAAAAGUGGGCCUGUGGGCUUGAGGAAGAAGGACCAUGCCUCGACUGGGCAUCCAGAAACACUUUUACAAAUGCAAGGCAGAUUCGAGGAGGUAGAGACCCAAGCUAAACAGCUGUUGGACAAGAUUCUGGCUUCUGAUGGUCUUCAGACCCCUAAGUCAUACAAGGAGAGCAUGGACGAUGGGUGCCUUCUAUGGUCAGUGGCUGUCCAAGACCUACUCCAGUGCAUGGAGAGACUCAGCAGGAGACAAGGCCUGUUCUUAUUGCCCCUGCGACAGGCCGUGAAGGACCAGCAGGGACUGCAGGAAGGGUUGGCCCAGGCAGCAGAUGGUUCUCAGAGGCUACAAGAGGCUGCCAGGCUGUCUAGCCUCCUGUGUGGGGAUGUGCAUGUAAAAGGUGAGGUCUCCUUUUUGCUCAGGGAAAUUCACGUGCUCACAGAUGCUGUGCUGGAUGUGGCCAAGAUCCUGGUCUCCUCCCCCAAACCAUCUCCCAGCCUGUCAACACGCUUUGAACUUCUCUGCUUGGAGCUAUCCUUUCAAGCCAAGGCCCUGACAGGCCACCUCAGCAUCAUCAAUGCCAACUAUGAACAUGCCUUCCAAGAUGCUGUCUGUCCAAGCCUCCCUAUCUGUGAAGAACCUCAGACCAGACCAGAAAGCUCCCUGGAAAGAAUGGUGUCUGCUAUCCAAGCUGCACAGGGAAUCGUGGCAGGAAGUCAGGAGUCUGGGCCCGGCCAGGAAGAUCUUUUUAUGGCUCUGGAGAGCAUUCUCAUCCUUACCAAGGAGGUGGCCCAGAGGGUCCCAGUACUCCAAGAACUCCCAGAAGAGUGGAGAAUGCACACCCUGGACUGGCUUCAAUGGGAGUGGGCAGCCAAGGCCCAUUGUGCUGUAGCCCAGCUCCAGGCCUGGAAGGGUGGUCACACGGAGGCCUGGAGACUCCUGGCCCAGUGCCUGAAGCCCAUUGAGGAGACAACAGUGAUGAAACCCAGGGAAGAACAGGACGCUGCCCAGCCCCAGCUCCGCUGUGACGAGGGUGCAUCAGGAGCUUUUGCAGUGGGUAGUGUGGAUUCUCAGGGUGCUGCCCCCCAAAAUACCCCAGGGAUAUCAGCAGGGACCUGGGCUGCCGAUCCAGCCAUCCCUGGGACAAUCGCGGCAGAGCCGGAAAAGGAGCAGCCCGGCAGCCCCACAUCCAGCUCCCUGAGUGCCCUGGCCUGGCUGAACCCUGAGCUGGACCAGCCCCUCCUGGAGGAUGGCGGCGCAGACGGGGGGAGCAGAAUCAUCCAGAUUACCCGCGAGAUGGCUGCAGAGGUCCUCCUGAUGGCUGAGAGUCUGAGGAGGAGAGGACCCAUCUUGACCAAAGAUCAGCUCAUUACCUCUGCCAGGAAAAUUGCAACUUCUGGAGAAAACUUCGCCAGACUUAUCCGCAUCAUUGCUAAGAACUGCAUCGAUCAAAGAUGUUCGCAGGAGCUUUUGUGUGUGGUAGAGCAGAUUCAGAUGAUGAGCAACCAGCUCCGCAUCAUCUCCAGUAUAUCUGGCAAUAUACUUAAGAAAAAAAAAGAAGAAGAUUUAACAUGCCAAGCUAGAUCCCGAGGAGGUGUGAACAUAAACGUGAAGGCCUCGCUGGCGAGAAGCAGGUCCUCUGAAGAGCUCCUGCUGGAAAACGCAGAGCAGCUCCUGCGGGCUGUCUCCAAGACCGUGAGGACCACGGAAGCUGCGAGUCUCCGGGUAGGUGCUGACCCCAAAAGCUGGCAUUGGCAGAGACUGCACGCGCACGGCACCGGGGCUUAG
Messenger RNA from Mustela erminea (ermine), 4128 nucleotides. RefSeq lists its product as uncharacterized. The record is from RefSeq and is a predicted model, not a curated record. Gene Ontology annotation, biological process: cell-cell adhesion; cell migration. The transcript is spliced from 6 exons. Gene Ontology annotation, molecular function: actin filament binding; beta-catenin binding. Lineage: Eukaryota; Metazoa; Chordata; Mammalia; Carnivora; Mustelidae. The coding region runs from base 127 to 4128 and encodes 1333 amino acids. Gene Ontology annotation, cellular component: adherens junction; catenin complex.